Saccharomyces paradoxus is the source of this 633-nucleotide messenger RNA. It is a transcript of the gene SRB2, whose product is annotated as Srb2p. The record is from RefSeq and is a predicted model, not a curated record. Gene Ontology annotation, biological process: regulation of transcription by RNA polymerase II. Gene Ontology annotation, molecular function: transcription coregulator activity. Gene Ontology annotation, cellular component: mediator complex. The transcript is spliced from 2 exons. NCBI's taxonomy places the organism in Eukaryota, Fungi, Ascomycota, Saccharomycetes, Saccharomycetales, Saccharomycetaceae. Bases 1 to 633 code for a protein of 210 amino acids.
AUGGGAAAAUCAGCCGUUAUAUUUGUGGAAAAAGCCACUCCCGCUACACUAACGGAACUAAAGGAUGCUCUGUCGAACAGUAUCCUGUCCGUGCGAGACCCUUGGUCUAUAGACUUCCGGACGUACCGGUGCUCUAUCAAGAAUCUGCCCGCCGACGUUUCCAAGCUCAUGUGCUCGAUAACGUUUCACCAUCAUGGCCGGCAGACCGUGGUGAUCAAGGACAACUCCGCCAUGGUGACCACUGCAGCAGCAGCGGAUAUUCCUCCGGCGCUGGUGUUCAAUGGCUCGUCUACGGGUGUUCCUGAGUCCAUUGACACCAUCUUGUCGUCCAAGCUGUCAAACAUCUGGAUGCAGAGGCAGCUUAUCAAGGGCGAUGCCGGCGAAACGUUGAUCUUGGACGGGCUCACCGUGCGACUCGUUAACCUCUUCUCCUCCACCGGGUUCAAGGGUCUGCUGAUAGAACUGCAGGCAGACAAAGCGGGCAAGUUUGAGGCCAAGAUCGCAGGCAUUGAAGCGCAUCUAGUUGAAAUCCGGGCCAAAGAUUACAAAACUUCAUCCGACUCAUUGGGGCCGGACUCACACAAUGAAAUCUGUGAUUUGGCAUACCAGUACGUUCGCGCCCUAGAACUGUAA